AACGCUGACAAAGAAAGAAUCAAGCGCACCGAAGGCCCGCGCGCUUCCUUUUAUCUCUUUCUCGCCGUCAACCAUUCAUCACUUCUAUUUAAAAAUGGCGGCAUCUCCAUUUACCCCCUUAAGGGCUCCCUCUUUCCCCGCUGAUCGAUCUUCUCAUAAGACCAUUCAUACAGGCGUCUCUACUUGGUAUUGUCUAGGGUUUUCUGGGCCUUUUUCCACCUCCUAACUCCAUGAAAUGAAGCGCGUGUUCGAAGAAAUCUCCGACGACGAGUGGGAGAAUCACUCCUUCAAGCCCUCACGGAUCAUCAAGAAAUCUGCGACUCCUCCGCCCCCUAUUGAAUCCUUUGCUUACCAAUCGAAGCAGGUCGAUAUUUCUGAUAGCAGCAGCGACGAUUGUUUCGAAAUCAAACCUAAUUUGGCCGAUAAUUUGGUGGAGAACUUGGAGGAUGAUGAUGCGGAAGUGAGGGAGACGAAGCCGGCGGUGGCUGGGAACCGCGGCCGUAGAUUUGUGGUUGAUGAGGAUAGCGAUGAGGAACUUGCGGACAUGUUUGAUUUGGAGGAGGAAGAUGAGGAUGAGGAGGAGGAGGAAGUGGAGGAGGAUGAUGUGGUAGGGCAGGCUUUACAGAAGUGUGCCAAGAUAUCGAUAGAGCUGAGGAGAGAGCUGUAUGGGUCGUCCGUUUCGGCAUGCGAGAGGUAUGCCGAAGUGGAGGCUUCUUCCCUUAGGGUUGUGACUCAGGAAGAUAUAUAUGCGGCCCGUGGGGAUGAGGAUUCAGACUUUCAGCUGGUUCUCAAGCCAUACCAGCUUGUUGGUGUCAACUUCCUUCUACUGUUGUACCGAAAGGGUGUGGGUGGAGCCAUAUUGGCAGACGAGAUGGGUCUUGGGAAGACCAUUCAGGCCAUAACUUAUUUGACCUUGCUGAAACACUUAGAAAAUGACGUGGGCCCCCAUUUAAUUGUAUGCCCUGCAUCUAUAUUGGAAAACUGGGAAAGAGAGCUUAAAAGGUGGUGCCCAUCGUUUUCUGUGCUUUUAUAUCAUGGAGCUGGGCGAUCAGCCUAUUCCAAAGAGCUGAGCUCUUUGGCCAAAGCUGGACUGCCACCUCCAUUUAAUGUACUCCUUGUGUGUUACUCCCUUUUUGAACGACGAAGUGCUCAGCAAAAAGAUGAUCGUAAAACUCUGAAACGAUGGCAAUGGAGCUGUGUUUUGUUGGACGAGGCUCAUGCAAUAAAGGAUAGAAACAGCUAUAGGUGGAAAAACCUAAUGUCUGUCGCACGAAAUGCAAACCAGCGUCUGAUGCUCACAGGGACACCCCUACAAAAUGAUUUGCAUGAGUUAUGGUCAUUGUUGGAGUUCAUAAUGCCUGAUAUUUUUGCUACUGGGGAUGUGGACUUGAAAAAGCUUUUAAAUGCAGAAGAUGGAGAUUUAAUUACUCGUAUGAAGUCGAUCUUGGGGCCAUUUAUUCUGAGGCGUUUAAAAUCUGAUAUAAUGCAGCAACUGGCUCCAAAGAUACAGCGGGUUGAGUAUGUGUUUAUGGAAAGGCAACAAGAUGAUGCUUAUAGAAAGGCCAUUGAGGAGUAUCGGGCCGCUUCACAAACUCGUUUUUCUAAGCUUUCAGAAGCCAACUCAAACAAUGUUGUUCUUCUUCCUCGGCGUCAGAUUUCCAAUUAUUUUAUUCAGUUUCGUAAGAUAGCAAAUCAUCCUUUAUUGGUGAGGCAUAUUUACAGCGAUGAAGAUGUCAUUCGAUUUGCUAAAAGGUUGCACCCGAAGGGCGUGUUUGGCUUUGAAUGCACAUUAGACAGAGUGAUUGAGGAGCUUAAAAGUUAUAAUGAUUUCUCGAUUCACAGGCUUUUGCUUUACUAUGGUGUUUCAGACUUGAAGGGAAUCCUUCCUGAUGAGCAUGUUAUGGGUUCUGCAAAAUGUAGGGCACUAGCUGAACUUCUCCCAUCACUGAAGGAAAGGGGACAUAGGGUUCUGAUUUUUAGUCAGUGGACAUCAAUGCUUGACAUUUUGGAGUGGACUUUGGAUGUAAUUGGGGUUACGUAUAGACGCCUCGAUGGAAGUACUCAGGUGACAGAGAGGCAAAACAUUGUAGAUUCGUUCAAUAAUGACACUUCCAUAUUUGCAUGCCUGUUGUCCACAAGAGCUGGAGGGCAGGGUUUGAACUUGACUGGGGCUGAUACUGUAGUCAUACAUGAUAUGGAUUUCAACCCACAGAUAGACCGCCAGGCUGAAGAUCGUUGUCAUCGCAUUGGUCAAACAAAACCUGUUACCAUAUACAGGCUGGUGACCAAGGGUACAGUUGAUGAGAAUGUUUAUGAGAUUGCAAAACGGAAGUUAGUCUUGGACGCAGCAGUGUUAGAGUCUGGCUUGGAGGUGGAUAAUGAAGGUGACAUUUCAGAGAAAACUAUGGGAGAGAUAUUGUCAGCACUUUUGCUGGGAUAGAAUGUCAACAUCUUGAUCUAGAGCAGGAGGGAUAUUUUUGUUUUCAAUUUUUUAGGGCCUUCUGUUGUCAUUUAGUUAAAUGCUUAUUUGAUAGGAUUCUAUUCACAAUUGAUAAUGCAUAUGCUAUGAGUGUAAAUCAUAUAGCGGGUUACCAAAUUUCGCUAAUGGAGCAAAACAAAGGUAAGUUGUUUUGCAGGAUGAUUAGUUUAUGAUAUGUAUUUGCAUUAGAUCUGAACAAUCAAUCGACUAAAUUGGUUCACAGGA
Molecule: messenger RNA, 2704 nt
Organism: Malania oleifera
Lineage: Eukaryota; Viridiplantae; Streptophyta; Magnoliopsida; Santalales; Ximeniaceae
Product: protein CHROMATIN REMODELING 19
Exons: 12
Coding region: 236-2440 (734 amino acids)
Cellular component (GO): nucleus
Molecular function (GO): DNA binding; ATP-dependent chromatin remodeler activity; chromatin binding
Source: RefSeq, a predicted model, not a curated record